AUGAGCGAUGGCCAUCUUGACGGCGACGGCCCAUGGGGAACGGUUAUCCGUCAGUUAUUAAUCCAACACGGCGAGCGGCUCGUGUGCCUCUUAUUCCACGAGCCCAAGGGCUUGCUGCUGCUUCUCGCUAGCGGCGCCGCGCACUCGAUAUGGAGUAUAGUCACCUUGUCGCGCUCCAUUGGCGCGCUUCGGUCCGCGCGAGACGCGCGAAUCGCGGAUGUGGUGAAUUUGGGCGCGAACGUAGCUAUAAAGAAGCGGAAGAAGCAGAAGGGGCGGCGGAAGGGGUCGCGAGAGGGGGAGCGGAAUGGGGUGCGGGAGGGGGAGCGGAAAGGGGAGCGGAAGAGGGAUAGGGUGCACUUACUAAGUUCCGCCAGCGGCAUCGCUAAUGCAGCGAUUGCGCGGAGCGGGGAAGGAGAGGCAGGGGGCGGAGCAGCUGAACGUGUGGGGAAAGGAGCCACGGCGGGAGGGGGAGUUAGCACUGGUAGCGCAAGAGCGGAGGGCGCAAGAGCGGAGGCCUGGAAAGGCGACCUGAAGGGGGUUCGGAGGGAUGGGGCGCGGUGGCGGCUAGACAGAGUAGCUAAAGGAUUAGAGAUACUGGAAAAGGAGGUGGUGAGGCGGCGAGAGGCUGCAGGCCUGACCCACGCACCAGCACAGGUUGACUCGUCUGGAUGCGUUGACUCAGUUGACUUGUGGCGGCUACCAGUGGUGCGUAAGAGGUGGCAGAAGCGGUGGUGGGGCGGGCACAUAGUGACGAGUGGUAGCGAGCCCUCGUUCAAGUCACAUUCGCUGCAGGGGAAGGAACUGGUGGCGGUGAGAGGCGUGGUGCAACCAGCGUACAGCGGUGGUGGUGGUGGUGGUGGUGGUGGUGAUGGUGGUGGUGGUGGUGUUGCUGCUUCCAAUGGCGGCGGUGCUUUUGGUGCUGGUGCUGGUGGGGGCAUUGGUGGUGGUGCGACCACUGCUGGUGGCGCUGCAGUGCUGGGGGGGGUGGCAGCACGUGAAGGGGUGGAGUGGCAAGGGGUGGUGGAGUAUGGAAGGAGCGUGCACGGGGAUGGUGUGACUGCAGGCGCGGUGAUUGUAGAGAGGGUUGAUGAGAUGGUGUAUUCCGAGCUUCAAGCCCUCCUGGGAUGGCGUGUCAAGUCAGAGCGAGUCAACUCCUUCCGCUCCGAGGUUCCCUUCUGCCUGGCCGAAUCUCCAGACACAUCAGCUCCACGUGUCAGCAUCCCAUUGGCCAAGAACCCAUCCGAUCAGCAACCCUCUAUCCCUCUAGUCACCCUUCACUCCCACCUGCACAAGGCUCUGCCGCCCACUCUCGCCUCCGCCGCCCAUUUAAUCGCCGGGCGGCGCAUGCCCCUCGGGAUGCGGUCCGAGCACCGGGUGCUGCCGGUCAAUCACGCGCUGACAGCUGUCGGCCACGUCCACGUCAGCAAGGACGGCCGGGCGGCGCUGGUACCUUCUCCGUGCCUUCCCUUCUUCCUCCUAAACGAGAGUAGAGAGGGGGCACUGCAGCGGCUGCAGCUGCAGCAGAGGACUCAGGUGAAGCGGGCAGCGCUCUUUGCUCUCGCUGCAUCUGUUGUUGCAGGCUUCAUGUGGUGGAGAAAGCGUCGCAACGAGAGGCGGGAGCGGGAGUACGCGGAGCAGAGGGAGGCUGCCAGAAACGACGCUCUCGCAUUGCAAGGCGCUGGUGCUGCUGCUGGCGCCUGGCCAGAGGAUUUCCCUCCUCUCCUCCCUGCCGCUGCUCGCGACCCUUUAAGCGGACGAAACCAGCAGCUAGAGGAGAUUCUUGAGGCUGUGGAGGUGAUUAGAGAGGCGCAGAGAGAGGAGAGUGGGGAGGGCAUAGGGGAGGGGCAGCAGGAGGAGGAAGAGGAGGAGGAGGGGUUGGAUUUGGAUGGGGAGCAUGAGUUGCCAGCAGAGCAGGUGUGUGUGGUGUGUGCUGGGAGGGUGAGAAGAGCGGUGUUCAUCCCGUGUGGGCACCGUGUGUGCUGCCUGCGGUGCGCAAGGGCUGUCAAGCAGAGCAGCUCCCUCUGCCCCAUCUGCCGGCGGUUUGUGCGGCGAGUGUAUCAAGUGUUUGAUACGUGA
This is a messenger RNA of Closterium sp. NIES-65, 2076 nucleotides long. NCBI's taxonomy places the organism in Eukaryota, Viridiplantae, Streptophyta, Zygnematophyceae, Desmidiales, Closteriaceae. The record is from the annotation of a GenBank genome assembly.